Messenger RNA from Adineta steineri, 849 nucleotides. Lineage: Eukaryota; Metazoa; Rotifera; Eurotatoria; Adinetida; Adinetidae. The record is from the annotation of a GenBank genome assembly.
AUGGCUCGUAAUUCAGAAAAAGCUAUGACAGCAUUAGCUCGUUGGAGACAAUUACAAUUAAAAGAACAAGGAAAACUUCGUGUUGAUCGUCGUCCACAUUUAGCUAGUGAAGAAUUAAAUGUAAAAAAAGCUGAGAAAUGGCGAUAUCAAGUUGUACGUGAAAUAGCUCGAAAAGUAGCACAGAUUCAAAAUGCCGGUCUUGGUGAAUAUAAAAUUCGUGAUCUUAAUGAUGAAAUUAAUAAACUGCUACGUGAAAAAUCUCAUUGGGAAGAUCGUGUGAAAGAACUUGGUGGGACGGAUUUUAAAAAAACAGCACCAAAAAUGCUUGAUAAUGAAGGAAAGGAAGUACCUGGUAAUCGUGGUUACAAAUAUUUCGGUGCUGCAAAAGAUUUACCCGGUGUACGAGAAUUAUUCGAACAAGAAGGAGUAUCACAACCAAAAAAACAUCGUGGUGAAAUGUUAAAAAAUAUUGAUGCAGAUUAUUAUGGUUAUAUGGAUGAUGAUGAUGGUUUACUUAUUCCAGCUGAAGAAAAAUGUGAAAAAGAAGCAAUUAGAAAAAAAAUUGAAGAAUGGAAAACUACUGAAAAAAAAGAUGUUGAAAUGGAUGAAGUCUAUGUUGUACCAGAAAUGAAUUCUGACGAUGAAGAUUAUGUUGUUGGUCGAGCAACUCGACCAGAGAUUGAUGUUGCAUCCAAAGAUCAUGUAUUUAUCGCACAUGUACCUGUUCCUAGUCAAAAAGAUAUUGAACGUGCAUUAUUAGAUCGGAAGAAACAAGAAUUACUUGCUAAAUAUGUAUCUGAUGAUCUUUUGAAAGAAGAACAAGAAUCAAAAGAUUUACUUGGAAAAUAA